This is a messenger RNA of Branchiostoma floridae (Florida lancelet), 2133 nucleotides long. Its product is annotated as plancitoxin-1-like. The record is from RefSeq and is a predicted model, not a curated record. Gene Ontology annotation, molecular function: deoxyribonuclease II activity. Gene Ontology annotation, biological process: apoptotic DNA fragmentation. The transcript has 9 exons. Bases 112 to 1209 code for a protein of 365 amino acids. Lineage: Eukaryota; Metazoa; Chordata; Leptocardii; Amphioxiformes; Branchiostomatidae.
UCUGUGAGAACUUUGGAAUCACGAUUAGCUACUCCAGGGCCUUGUCAAAACAAGUGUGGAGCCAACUCUGUUACUGACUAAAGACAAAACGCCCAGCUGAAAACACUGAAGAUGUCUCAUUGGAAGGCUGCACCGUUUCUCCCCAUAUUCUGGCUGUUUCUGUGCUUGUCCGGAGCCGGAGUCCGUGCCGCUGGUGUGUCCUGUCUGAACGAGCAGGGGAAACCUGUGGACUGGUUUAUUGCGUACAAAAUCCCGAAGAUUUCAGAGAGUUCGUACAAACUGGUACAGGAAGGCCUGGGACAUGUCUACAUGGAUGCUAACACAAAGAAGUGGAGUGAUGUUUCUCCGGAAUCCCUGAACAACACCAACAAUGCGAUCGGCCGUACCUUACAGCAGAUGUACAGUAGAGCAAGUGGACAGGAUAUUGCCUAUCUGCUUUACGACGAUGAGCUGCCAAACGACACGUUAGCUGCCACCUCUACCAGCAGGGGACACACUAAAGGUGUGUUAGUGUUUGAUAAGAGCGGAGGCUUUUGGUUGGUCCACAGCACCCCCAAGUUCCCCAACCCUGCCAAAGACUCGUACUCCUGGCCUGAGAAUGCCAUCAUCUACGGACAGAGUUUCCUCUGUAUCAGCUUCCAGUACAUAGAGUUUGAAAAGAUUGGACAACAGCUCCUGUACACCUGGCCCAGGGUCUACGAUAGCCAGCUCCCAGCAUCCUUUGCUCCUGACUUCCCGUCCCUGUCCAAGGUGCUAAAAGGUCAGCACGUGGGGUCGUCGCCAUGGAACCACACCCUGAUACUCACCUCCAGGGGUGGGCAGCAGUUCCACAGCUUUGUCAAGUUUGGGACCUUUGAUGCAGACAUCUAUGCCCAGUGGCUGGCUCCAUAUUUCCAGACUGGGCUGUUGACGGAAACUUGGCAGAAUGGAGCAGGGAAACUAAACUCUUUUUGUGGAAAAUACAAGGUGAUGAACAUCAAAGAAGUCAAACUUCCCAACAACAUCAGCUUCACCUCCACCAAGGACCACUCCAAAUGGGCCGUCACCCUGAAGACCGGGAACCCCUGGACAUGUAUAGGGGGACUCAAUAGACAGAUGAGUCAGGAGGACCGGCCUGGUGGCACUGUGUGUGUCAAUCAUCCCCAAAUAUGGCAGGCCUUCGUCUCCAUUGUCAAGGACAUGGAGACAUGUACCAAGUCUGAGGACUAGAUAACAUCACUUAAAUAUGUACCAUGAGACCUUGAGAUACAUAAUCAAAAGGAAAAACAGAGGUUGGGUUGUGGGGAUUAGUAUUGUUCAGGAUCUUUACCGACUUGCUCCCCUCAGAAGGAUCUGCCAGUAGCCAAAGGAUACUCCUAGACAAGCUACACUCUUUGGCCAGCUUUUGAUAUUAUUUAUAAUUGAUACCACAGGAUCUGCUUGGAGAUUAAUAUACAACCACAUCUGAGACAUAAACAAUGUAGCUAGACAACAGCAAUUACAGAUUUUUAAAUAUAAACAACUAGAUAACAACAGAUAACAUUUCAAUCAUCCCAUAAUUAUUGUUAGCUAGCAGGAAAGAUUUUCACUUUUUAUAGAUCUAAUACACCAACAGAGUAGUAAGUGUAAGCUAUCUUGACCACUUUAUAAGCUUUAUAGUAUUCAUAUUGUAAGCCAUGGAUUAGAUCAACCUUAUUAACUUGUUUUUAAUUAUUAUUUAACCAGGUUUCAUGCUGUGUGUGUCUGAAAAAGUGAAUAACUGGCUGGACCAGUACAUUGUGUUUUAUACAAGACUAUGUUGGGGUUUGCAUUUUACAAAAAGACCAUUUUGCAGGAUUUUAUUGUAUAGAGACCACUGUUGUCAUUGUUUUAGACCAUCUAUCAAGAUGAAAAGAGUUGGAGAUGUUGUACCGUACUGUGCUGCAUUCAAACAACUUUGGUUGCAUAUUAGAUAUUUUACCCACAAACUUACAAGUUGUGUAAUACUGUAUACUAUAAAAAAAUUAAGAUGUCUUCCUGCUGUAGUCAUUGAUAGGUAAUUUUUGACAUAAGCAACUCCUGUCAGCUAUAUUAAGGCGCUAACUCUUAUAUAAUUCAGUCUCUACAUGUACCAGGUAUCAAAAUCAUGGAAUAAAAAUGAUUUCAGUCUCUAAA